AUGAUAGAAUCAGCUCACUUCAGUGUGAUCACUACUCUUGUGCAGUCUGGUGUAAGUCUGUCAAGCACAAGUCCUAACUUAGCUAAAAUCAGCAGUCAGAUUGAAAUAACAAGUUUGCCUGCACUAUCAACUAGCCCCAUUGUACUGCAGUCUUCUUCUCUUCCAAGGACUAGUCCAGUAUUGCCACAGACAAGUCCAGUAUUACCCAGGGCAAGUCCUGGACUGUCAAGGACAAGUCCGCCAGGCUCUAGAACAAGUCCUGCAGUUGCAAGAAUAAGUCCAUCAUUGUCAAGAAUAAGUCCAUCAUUAUCUAGAACCAGUCCAUCAUUACCUAGAACUAGUCCUUCAUUACCUAGAACUAGUCCUUCUUUACCAAGAACGAGCCCAGGAUUGGCAAGAACCAGUCCUGCUGCAAGUAGUGCAAAAGAGAGAUUACCAGCAGACCUAGGGGCUAACAAAUUUCGAGCACUGUUUGGCACUAAUUCGGAAGUAGAAGUUAUGCCCAUAACUCCAGGAGAAAAAGGUAACUCAUACGAACCACAGCAGUCAAGCUUUCUAAGGCUAUUAGAUGAGCCACAGCAGCAUCAGCAGGAAUCAUCACUUUUACUAAGUGCUGUUCGGGGUCAGAGGCGGGAAGUGGAGAUCACUGCAUCACGUGAUGGAACUGUGUUCCGUCAACCUCAUGAGGAUAGACGCCCACAUCAGACACAGCAACAUGAUGUUGAAAGGAAAAAAACUCAUUACUCAACAUCAGACCUUCCAGAAUUUCCACCAACAACACAUAAACCACCUCCUCCACUCAAACCUGUACCUUCAGUUUUAAGAAGACAUUCAGAAAGUCACGACCCUCGAGACCCAAUGCUUCAUCGGCUCAUGUAUCAAAAUAAUCAUUCUAGUCCUGCAACUUCCACGACAAGUUCUUUGUCGAUUGACCAUCAUACAGCAGCUUCUUUGUACUCUUUUACUCAGCCGAAGUCCAGCCCUACACAGCAUCCCCCACCAAUUCAGAGUGGCCGGAGAAGUAGUGAGGGUAGUUCUGAUAUGGCAAGAGAGCACCAACAUGCUAUAGCUAUGAAUAUGCAGCAACAUAUGUAUCGACAGCAGCAUUUACGACCAAGCCCACCUUUGAGUCUUGGGAAAGAUAAGGCAACCAUUUUUCCGAUACCUCCACCAGCACCUGCUGUGAGACCUUACAGAUCUCCUCCACCACCUUCUACAAGACCUCUGGAACAGUAUCAAUCAUCCAUGAUGGAUCCAGCGUCAACAGAGGACUUGUACCGAUCCAAUCUUCAGUUUUUUGAAAGAAUAAAGCAGAACAUUCACCAGACUUGUGAUGCAAAUCUAAGCCUCCAAGAAAGAGGAGGCUUUGUUGGAUCUGAGAGGGGAAUUGCUGCCCAUGACAGGAUGCAGUCCCCAGCCGGCUCUGUCGACAAGCCUCCUCAGCCACAGACUUUUGUCCCACGAGUCCUGGUCCGAAAUUCCAUUCCUGAAUCAAACCCUCGUUUGCCCCACAUCCCUCCCCCUUACCCAGGCCCAUCUUAUGUUGGCCAUAAUCCUCAUCUAACAGGGCCAUUGCAACCAAAUCAUCCUGGCCAGUAUCCAAACAAUAUGCAUCACAGUUCAGGCACAGCAAUUCACCAAAUGGCCCCUGCUGGACUUAUUCCUGGUAUGCAUCAGCCUUCAGUGAUUAUGACCAGCCCAGAUAAUGCAGUUCGGAGUAAGAAUGGUGGUGCUGGUACUGUUGAUAAAAAGCAGUGUUUGAAUAACUGCCCUCAACAAGCACGUUUUCUAUGUUCUGGCUGCAAGAAGGCUUGGUACUGCUCUGAAAAAUGCCAGCGUGAGCACUGGGCCAUGCACAGUCAGUCUUGUUCUCCUUGA
This is a messenger RNA of Penaeus monodon (black tiger shrimp), 1878 nucleotides long. Its product is annotated as probable LIM domain-containing serine/threonine-protein kinase DDB_G0286997. The record is from RefSeq and is a predicted model, not a curated record. NCBI's taxonomy places the organism in Eukaryota, Metazoa, Arthropoda, Malacostraca, Decapoda, Penaeidae. The coding region runs from base 1 to 1878 and encodes 625 amino acids. The transcript is spliced from 3 exons.